This is a messenger RNA of Manihot esculenta (cassava), 1511 nucleotides long. RefSeq names its product disease resistance protein TAO1-like. Gene Ontology annotation, biological process: defense response to fungus. The transcript has 2 exons. The coding region runs from base 1 to 540 and encodes 179 amino acids. The record is from RefSeq and is a predicted model, not a curated record. NCBI's taxonomy places the organism in Eukaryota, Viridiplantae, Streptophyta, Magnoliopsida, Malpighiales, Euphorbiaceae.
AUGAUUAACCUCAGAUUUCUUUGGAUAACUACGCGUCAGAAGUAUUUUCCAACGGGUGGAAUUGGUUGCUUAAAGUCUCUUCGAUUUCUUUUCAUCACUGGAUGUUACAAUCUGGAAUAUUUGUUUGAAGAUAUGCAAGGUCUCAAAAAACUUCGAAGACUGGUCGUUUGGGAUUGUGAAAGUUUGAUCUCUUUGCCACAAAGUAUAAAAUGCCUAACAACAUUAGAUACUCUUUCUAUUGCUGGUUGUGAUAACCUGGAAUUGAGAAUGGAGGAAGGAGAAGAAACGCAAUUCAGCCUCCAAAGAUUAGAGUUAAGAUGGUUGCCAAAAAUUGUGGACUUUUCAGAAUGGCUUAUUCGAGGAUCUACCAAUAGUUUAAAAGUGUUGGAAGUUAAACGCUGCGACAACCUCAGAGAAUUGCCAAAUUGCCUACAGAACAUGGCGUCACAUCCAGAGGUUCGAAUCAUAGAUUGUCCGGAGCUAAACAAUGAUCCUUUACAAAAAGCAGAAGAGGCUGGUCCAAGUACAUCUCUGAGUUGAGCAGUUGAGCUUGCAUUUGGACAUUUUUUAAAUUAGAACAUUUACUGGUAAGAUUUCCUCCUAAAAUAUUUAAAAAUUCAAUCUGCAUAAAUAUUUAUACUUGUACAUAUGCAUUGUAAUAAAUAUGGUUUUCCUCUUACUCUAUAAUGAAUCUGAUUUUCUUGUUGCUUCAUAUGGGUCUCUCAAUAUUCGAUUUGAUGAAAAGAUCUGCAAAAUAAGGAAAGAUGGUCAGGAAUCUACUGGGGAUGCCCCUGUGGAGACCCUCCGACAUUUAAGUCAUAUUCAUGAAUUAAUAUAGUAUCGAUAGACGAGAGUUGAAAAGAAUAAUAAAAUAAAAAAAAAUAUGGAGCCCCUCCUGAGAGGGGGAAAAAGAAACUCCCCUCCCUUUUUAUCUACUCAUUUGCUAUUGUGCUAUCUGUCUAUGUCACUCAGACCCAUACGUAUGGACGUGACGACCAUUUAAUUCUCCCGGCGUGCGUGCGGGCAGAGCUGCGAAGUGACUGGACUGGCUCCUCUCCCUCACAUCACAUCACCGGACUGGGCUUAUUCCGGCUAGGUCUGGGCUAGCGGGUAAUCCAUCCGGCCCGACGUGUCUGGGUUGAGACCUGAGAUGCUGAGUUGGUCAACCUAAGGAGGGCUUGAUGGGCUUUGAGCCAUUAUUCUCCUCUUGGACCCGAUCUCGCCCAGGGCAGAGGAAGUCCGACGGUCAUCACAUUGAUAUACUGCAACUUUUUUUUUCAUUCACUGAAAACAUUGUAAUUUUCUGAUCAAGAUUUUUUCUAAUAAAUAAUAAAAAAAUAGAGACUCAGGAACAAAACCAAUAGUAAGCUGGCUUAGAAACCACUCGAGGUCAAGCACCAUUUCUUUUAUGGAAGGAAAAAUAUAUAUAAAAUAUCUUUUGAAGGAAAAUGUAGAAAGUUUUGCAUUAUUAUCCCUUUUAAGUUUUUUUUUUUUUUUCAGGUAAUAAAAAA